UUAAGAUAUUUAACAAUCUGCUCUAUCGGUACCCCAUACAGAAAAGAAAGUCGCUGCUUUUACCCGUUUUCAGCAUUCAAAUCAAAAUCCCACGACAGAGCCCAUCAGAUCUCCACAAUGGCGACGGCGGCGGCGGCGAGUUUGUACUCAUCCGUUAAGCCCUCGAUCACCCACGUCGUCUUCGACAUGGACGGCCUUCUCCUCGAUACUGAGAUAUUCUACUCGGAGGUGCAAGAGAAGAUCCUGGCUCGAUUUGGGAAGACCUUCGAUUGGUCUCUGAAGCCCAAACUGAUGGGGAGGAAAGCCAUUGAAUCUGCCAAGAUUUUCGUUGAGGAGAUGGGGAUUGCUGAUCAGCUGACCCCCGAAGGUUUUCUUGAAGAGAGGGAAGGGAUGCUUCAGCACAUGUUCCCCGAUUGCAAGGAGAUGCCUGGUGUCAAACGCCUGAUCACUCAUCUUCAUGCAAAUGGGGUACCCAUGGCUGUGGCGACAGGAUCCCACAAACGACAUUUUGCUUUGAAAACUCAGAAUCAUGGUAAUAUUUUCGCCAUGAUGCAUCAUGUGGUUACGGGUGAUGAUCCAGAAGUGAAGAAGGGAAAGCCAUCUCCUGAUUGCUUUCUUGUUGCUGCCAGAAGAUUUGAGACUAAUGUUGACCCAAGCAAUGUUUUGGUGUUUGAAGAUGCACCGGUAGGAGUAGCUGCAGCUAAGAAUGCAGGGAUGUAUGUAGUUAUGGUCCCUGACCCCAAACUGGAUGCCUCAUAUCAAAAAGAUGCAGAUGAAGUCCUCACUUCCUUAUUGGAUUUCAACCCGAGCAACUGGGGCUUGCCUCCAUUCCAAGAUGCUAAGAACUGAAAGUUGAUGCCAGAAUAAUCCUUCCAUUCUCACUGCUGUUCCAAUUGCAAAGCAGCGGCCUAUCUGAUCAAUUUCAAGGACGAUCUCAGUGGUCGAUGCUAUUUGAGAGUUCAUUUCCGAUUGAAAGAUAAUUUAUUCUUCAGUUACUGAUAUUGAUAAUUUACAUCCAAUUGGUUCAAAAGUAUCCCUUCAGCUAUGGGAAUCGUUACGUCUGUUCUUCAAUGCAGAGGUAUAUUUGUAUGUCCUUUUCAGCCAUUCGCGGCAUGAUAAGUACCAAACCGACCUGUUUUAUUUCUGGUAAUAAUUGGGGUGUGUUUGAUGAUACCCUAUUCUCUUUGUGCUUCAAAGUGUUGACCAGUGCAAUUAUGACACAGUUCAUAAGAGUUUACAUCAGUUGUGACUGUGCUUUGAUAUGUGAAUCUUUUUUACCUUUGGA
Asparagus officinalis (garden asparagus) is the source of this 1285-nucleotide messenger RNA. RefSeq names its product (DL)-glycerol-3-phosphatase 2. Gene Ontology annotation, molecular function: sn-glycerol 3-phosphatase activity. Gene Ontology annotation, biological process: glycerol biosynthetic process. Bases 118 to 849 code for a protein of 243 amino acids. Lineage: Eukaryota; Viridiplantae; Streptophyta; Magnoliopsida; Asparagales; Asparagaceae. The transcript is spliced from 6 exons. The record is from RefSeq and is a predicted model, not a curated record.